This is a messenger RNA of Phaeoacremonium minimum UCRPA7, 2097 nucleotides long. RefSeq names its product putative amidase protein. The record is from RefSeq and is a predicted model, not a curated record. NCBI's taxonomy places the organism in Eukaryota, Fungi, Ascomycota, Sordariomycetes, Togniniales, Togniniaceae. Bases 1 to 2097 code for a protein of 698 amino acids. The transcript has 2 exons.
AUGAGAUUACGAGACUAUACCAACGUUUUCCUCAUUGCUCAGCUGGUUCUAACAACAGCAGUGAGUUUAAGUAUUGUUGAAGCCACCAUUGAUGACCUUCAAGAUGCUUUGAGUUCAGGUCAGAUCAACGCUGUCCAACUGCUUGCGAAAUACCUCCAUCGUUAUGCCCAGUAUGACCGCCGGACUACUCGACUCAACUCAAUCCCAGUCAUCAACCCUACGGUCUUUUGGGAAGCUCAGCUCUCUGACGAAUACCGAGCAAGCACGAAUGGAAGCAUCCGCUCCACUGUGGAAGGCAUUCCGUUCACGGCUAAAGACAGCUACAUGAUGUCAGGCUUACCAGUCGCUGCUGGCUCUCCGGCGUUUCGGAACUUGACCGCAACCAAAGACGCGUUCACAGUCGGCCGACUCCGCGAUGGCGGUGCCGUAGCUCUAGGCAAGACUAACAUGCCUCCUAUGGCCAAUGGUGGCAUGCAGCGGGGUGUCUGGGGUAGAGCAGACAGCCCAUACAACAAAGAUUUCCUUGCUGCUGCCAUUGGUUCGGGUUCAUCAAACGGCUGCGCAGCAUCUACUGCCGCAAGCUUGGCGGGCUUCGGCAUGGGUGAGGAGACCGUCUCCUCAGGCCGCGCGCCGGCCUCUAACAACGGGCUUGUUGCAUAUACGCCGUCCCGAGGCGUUCUCUCAAUCCGCGGGAACUGGCCUCUCCAACCGAGUGCAGACGUUGUUGUCCCACAGGCUAGAAGCGUCAAGGAUCUGAUGCAUAUCCUGGAUAUUCUAGUUGCCACGGAUAACGAUACGAAUAUGGACUUCUGGCGGAUGCAGACGUGGGUCGACCUUCCCAGUCCUGAAAGUGUGCGUCCCGAUUCCUUCCUCUCGCUGGCUGACGCCAGCGCCCUGAGUGGCAAGCGCAUCGGCGUGCCGAGGAUGUUCAUUGGCGAGUAUGACAAAGCUGCGCAAAAAGUCUUUGUCGACCCUCGAGUGCGUGAGCUGUGGAACGACGCCCGCGUCACUUUGCAAAACCUUGGUGCCAUCGUGGAGAUCGUCGACUUUCCUGCUGUAACAAACUUUGAGAUAGCUCCCGCUUUAAUUCAAGUGGCCACGAAUUACCCUCUUCCGAGCUACGCCAACGGCACCACCGACCCAGACGGGUUAGAUGCAUAUGCUUGGGAUGACUUUCUGGCCAUGGUCAACGACACUGGCAGUGUCACCACCCUCACCGAGGUUGACGGGGCACUUAUUUUCCCCCAGAUUCCCGGCACUCUUCCCGACCGAUACACCAACGUGUGGAACAACCGAACUACUUCGAAUAUCGCAGCUGUUGAUAAGGUAAAGGCCCGUAACGGCACGAAGCUUCUGGAAGUUCCCGGUCUGGAGACCUUUGUUACGGGUCUCGAGAGCCGCCGCAAGCAUGACCUUGAAGACUGGAUGGACAAUUACUCCCUGGAUCUCCUUGUCUGGCCCUGCCAAGGCGGUGUCGGUCCACAACUGGUGGAAGAUGAAGAACGAGCCGCAGAGCUUGCUUGGCGGAAUGGCAUUGCCAGGGCUUUUGGUAAUGCUGCCAUCCGCAAGCUAGGAAUCCCCACGGUCUCUGUUGCCAUGGGGGCCAUGAGCGGUAUCGGGAUGCCUGUGGACUUGACAUUUGCAGGAAAGGCUUAUGAUGACAGCUCUCUAGUCAGCUACGCCUACGCCUUUGAGCAGGCCCACAAUGGCCGUUUCCCCCCGCCGCGAACCCCUGAAUUGCCUACCGACGCGAUUCCACCCAAGGGGAACACGACCAUCUUCACUGGCCAGAAAGCUCCCAAGGUGCAGGCUGGCGCCUUGCGUGUUGCCGAAAACACCAUUCAGAUCACGGGUAGCAUUGACACAUCUGCGUGCGGUGACGUCGACAUUGAGCUUGAGAUGUACCUCGACGGAGUCGCUGUCGAUUCCGUGCCGCAAGGUACUGACUCGUUCAGCGUCACAGCUAAUAUCACUCUGCCUUCGCCUGGCGUCACCUGGUAUGGAGAAGAGAACGUGCCGAGUAUAGAUCUGGCGAUGGUUGUCGUGUUAGUCACGGCAUCGAACGGUCGUUCUGACGGCAAGAUGCUUUUUGUUUAG